UUAUGGCUAAAGCUAGAGUCGCACCUACCAAAGUUACAAGCAUCCCACGGCUAGAACUCUCAGCUGCAGUCACCUCAGCUAAAAUAAGUGUAAUGCUAAAAUCAGAGCUUGAGAUGCACAUUGAUGAGGAGUUCUUUUGGACCGACUCCCAAGUUGUUUUAGCAUAUAUCAACAACGAGGCACGAAGAUUUCAUGUCUUUGUUGCAAACCGCGUCCAGCUGAUUAGACAGAUUACAGAUCCUAAACAGUGGCACCACAUUGACACAGCUCAGAAUCCAGCAGACCAUGCUUCUAGAGGCCUUAGUGCAUCAGAGAUCAUGACAACUAGCUGGUUGUCAGGCCCAAAGUUUCUGUGGGAACAAGAGAUUUCCUACUCAACCACCCAAUCAGCUGAGGUGCUGGUGGGAGAUCCUGAAGUCAAAGUAGUCAAAACCUUUACAACUCAAACAAGCGAACAAGACAUUAUCCUCAGUCGCUUUGAAAGGUUUUCGAGUUGGUCAAUGCUCCUCAAAGUGGUGGCGAGAAUAAAAAGACUGACAAACAAAACCCAACAUGGCAAUGUUGUUACAGUGGAUGAACGCAAAAGAGCGGCUGAUACAGUAAUAAAACUCCUCCAGCAGCAAGCCUUUCCUCAGGAGCUAAGGGUGUUGAACACGAAUGAAAGCCUUCCAAGCUCUAGCCCUCUUUUCCUGCUGGAUCCCAUUCUAGAUCAUGGACUUCUCAGAGUUGGUGGAAGACUAAAAAACUCAACACUUUGUCAGGAACUGAAAUACCCGAUUAUCCUCCCAAAAGACCAUCAUAUUACAGCAUUGAUCAUUUCUCACUUUCAUGCAAAGAUUUGUCAUCAAGGCAGAAGCCAGACACUGAUGGAAAUCAGAGCAAAUGGGUUUUGGGUGAUUGGUGGGAGCAAACAAGUUGCAAAGCUAAUAAGCAAGUGCGUGCAGUGUCGAAAACUUCGUCGGCCCACAGAGGAACAACGUAUGUCAGAACUACCAAAGGAACGAGUUGAAAUCUCAGAUCCUUUCAUGCACUGUGGAAUGGACUGUUUUGGACCUUUCACCACCAGACAAGGCCGCAAAGAGUAUAAAAGGUAUGGACUCCUCUUUACAUGCCUCUCUUCACGUGCAGUCCACAUUGAGAUGUUAGAGAACCUCUCUACAGACUGUUUCAUUAACGCUCUAAGAUGCUUCAUCAGCUUAAGAGGAACUGUCAGUAAGCUGUACUGUGAUCAAGGCACAAAUUUCAUUGGGGCCAAAAAUGAGUUGAAGGAGGCUCUCAACGAAUGUGACACAAAUGCUCUGGAGGCGUUUCUUGCAGAUAAGCAAUGCGAAUUUGUAUUUAACGCCCCAUCUGCUAGCCAUGCCGGAGGUGUGUGGGAACGGCAGAUUCGAACCAUACGCAACGUUCUCAAUGCCACCAUUGCUCAAUCACAAGGCAGGUUGGAUGAUGCUUCUCUAAGAACACUAUUUUAUGAGGCAAUGUCUAUCAUCAAUGGUCGACCACUCAGUGUUGAAGGACUUAAUGACCCCAAAUCACCUGAACCUCUAACUCCUAACCAUCUGAUUUUAAUGAAAUCAAGGGUUGCUCUGCCUCCCCCUGGACAGUUUGUGAAGGAGGACUUGUAUGCAAGAAAAAGGUGGCGCAGAGUUCAAUAUCUCGCUGAACAGUUUUGGAGUAGGUGGAAAAUGGAGUACCUUCUAAACAUAUCCACAAGACAGAAAUGGCACCAGCCACGUCGAAAUCUUAAGGUCAAUGACAUUGUCAUCAUCAAGGAAGACAUGCUUCCCAGAAGCCAGUGGCAACUGGGUCGGGUUGUUGAGGCUCCAGAAGGAGAGGAUGGCUUUGUGCGCAGAGUCAAGCUUCAGGUUGGCAAUCGAAAUCCAACAAUGAAGUGGGACACAACACACAAACCUCGUGUGGUUGAGCGACCUAUUCAAAAACUUGUAGUUCUUUUAGAAAGUCACUAACAGAUCUAUGUCAGAUGCAUUGCAGCAAAGUUGGUUGUUAAUGUUAUCUGCAUCUGUUUGUAUACUACUUCCUCUAAUAUUUGUUGUUAAGCUGGAAAUCAUGUAUGACUUGUUUAUUUGUUUAGUCAUACAUGAUUUGGUGGGAGUGUAAAUGUCCGUUCUUUGUUUAUAAGUUGGAUCUAAGUUGUUACGGGUAAUGUACAGUAGGGGGCGCUGUAGCUCAGUUGGUAAUAAGGGUGCGCACAAGAGUAAGAAAGUUUCUGCUACCUCCCCGUCAGUCAGUCUCAGAGCUUAAUAUCCUACUGGCGAGAGAACGAAAGAAAGCGCUCUUUUUAUUUUGUUAGAGAUUAAGACUGGGCGCACAUUUGUUUUGAGUGCAGCUUCAUGAGGCUCAUAAGCAGCAGUUAUGGACCUACAGCUAAACACCUUGCAGCCCUUGGAAAGCGGAGCGAGUUUUCACGGUGUAAAUUCAGUAUGAAUCCAGUAAAUGAAAACAACUGCACCCGUCGAGGCUCUCCGUUUCUUCUUUGGUCUGAGGGACUGCUACAAUGAGGUUUACAUCAUUGUGGCUCAGCUCUUUGGUGGUUCCCACAUCUACAAGUUUGACGACGACCAAAGCAGGUUCAACAAGUUCCAGGACACUGACGUGUCCAAGAUGUCCAAACCCAACGACAUCGAGGCUUUUCAGAUCGGAUCAGACUGGUUCUUUGUCAUCGCUGACAGCUCCAAAGCUGGCUUGUCAACCCUGUACAAGUGGAACGACAACGGCUUUUACUCACACCAGUCCCUGCACGAGUGGUUCCGCGACACAGACGCAGAGUUCCUGAACUUAGACGGAAAGGCUCAUCUAAUCCUGGCGAGUCGCUCGCAGGUUCCAGUGAUCUACCAGUGGAGCCGGAGCAACCAGAAGUUCAUCCUACAAGGUGAUAUCCCCAACAUGGAGGACGUUGUUGCUGUGAAACACUUCCGGAUCAAGGAGGAGCUCUACCUUGCCAUGACCCGCUACAUUGGUGACUCCAAGGUCCUAAGAUGGGGACCCAAACAGUUUGCAGAGAUCCAGGCGGUACCGUCCCGAGGCUCCAUGAUCCUGCAGCCGUUCUCCUUCAAGGAGCGCUACUACCUGGCUCUGGGUAGUGACUAUACGUUCUCGCAGAUCUACCUGUGGGACGAUGACCAGAAAGUCUUCGACCGCUUCAAGGAGGUGUACAUCCAGGCACCGCGCUCAUUCACCGUGGUCUCCACCGACCGCAGGGACUUUAUAUUUUCCUCAAGCUUCAAGGGGAACACGCAGAUCUUUGAGCACGUCAUUAUUGACCUGACCUUGUGAGGGGCCGUGCCUUGUUGCCCCUCCUACAAUCAAAUGUCUUCCAUUCAACAAGAUACACGACUGAAACAAAGGAAAACGACUUUAUACAUUCAAAUAAAUGCAUAGUCAUGAUGUUAGAGCUUGGUGAGGCAUUGGCUUGACUUGAUGCCCAUCUCGAUAGAACCAUGAGCUAAAAUAACUCCAACAACCUUUACAUUUGCUGUCAUUUUUGCCAACUGAGGACACUGUCGACAAGUUUGCCUCUUUCUUCAUGUCCUCCUAGCCUGUGACAGCGUAGUAGUUCAGCGCUCUGAUGGGCUCACAGUGCCUCCUCCUGGCCGUGAUGAAGUAUCACACCCCUUUUUUUCCUUACAGGGAAUGUCUCUAAAGCACAAACCUUUAACUAUCAUAGCUGAGAUCUUAGAAUGUAGCUGUUUAGUGGAAAUGGUACUGUAGGUGCUAUUGACUGUAAUAUACAUAGCGAGUUAAUUGAAAACGAUAAUAAAUGGUUGUUUGGAGAAGUAAAAUAUUACGUUAAGUCCACCUCAGAUAAAAUUACCUGGAUGGAGAGUUAUCAUCUUGUUCCAGCUUCAGAUGAGAGGAGGUUUUUUUUGUGCCGAUCAGGUAAAUUAACCAUAUUUUCAAGUCUGAAUAAUAAUAAAAAAAAUUGCUCUUUGGUAUGUAAAAUGACAUUUUUGAAGCAUCUAUUAGAAAAAAAUAUGUAAAUACUAUCCACUGAAACGUAGAGCCUUUCCUUGUUCUUAGAAAAAAAAACUUGAAUGUUGACCUCUUACCAAGUGUACAUACGAUCAGGAUUGCAAUGCCACUACCUGUUCUUAACAGUACUUUGCACUCACUAACAAAAGUCAGUUGUUACUGCAGCCUGCAACAGCAUGACAUGAAAAAAAAAGGUGAAUUUAUUUUUGGAGAAACUUGGCGAACUUUUUAAGUGCUUUCAAUAUUGAUAAAUGGCAUCGCAAAUAAAA
This is a messenger RNA of Fundulus heteroclitus (mummichog), 4259 nucleotides long. RefSeq names its product leucine-rich repeat LGI family member 2-like. Bases 2455 to 3294 code for a protein of 279 amino acids. Gene Ontology annotation, biological process: inhibitory synapse assembly. The transcript is spliced from 2 exons. Lineage: Eukaryota; Metazoa; Chordata; Actinopteri; Cyprinodontiformes; Fundulidae. The record is from RefSeq and is a predicted model, not a curated record.